Cucumis sativus (cucumber) is the source of this 4968-nucleotide messenger RNA. Its product is annotated as COP1-interacting protein 7. Bases 221 to 4132 code for a protein of 1303 amino acids. The record is from RefSeq and is a predicted model, not a curated record. The transcript is spliced from 14 exons. Lineage: Eukaryota; Viridiplantae; Streptophyta; Magnoliopsida; Cucurbitales; Cucurbitaceae.
UCUUCCUCUUGGAUUCUCUCUCUCUCUCUCUCCCUGCCUGCUCUUUCUUCUUCUUCCUGCACCUCUCUCUCUCUCUCUCUCUCUCUCUCAUGGCUGCUGCCAUUAAAGUUCUUCUUUACAGCUAAAAUGCCCUUUCCCCCUUAGGUUUCUUCUUCAACUUUUUACUUUCACUUCCCACCUCUUCCUUUCUUUCCACAAUCCUGCUUCUCACUCUUUCGCAAUGAAGUCUUCCACUGUGCUUGAUUCGGCUACUUUUCAGCUCACACCUACUCGAACCAGGUGUGAUUUGAUUAUAUCUGCAAAUGGAAAGUCUGAGAAGAUAGCUUCGGGUUUAUUGAAUCCUUUUCUUGCUCAUUUGAAGAUUGCACAAGAACAGAUGGCCAGAGGUGGUUAUUCCAUCACUCUCGAGCCAGACCCUCGCAGUGGUAGUACAUGGUUCACAAAGGGUACCAUGGAGAGGUUUGUUCGAUUUGUAUGCACCCCUCAAAUCUUGGAACGUGUGUACACUAUUGAAUCAGAGAUCUUACAGAUUGAGGAGGCAAUUGUGAUUCAAGGAAACAAUGAUACGAGGCCAAAUGUUGUGGAUGACAAGCAAGGAAAGCCUACAAAGUCUCCCGAAAGCACCACCGAAGGUUCUAAAAUCAAUGGAGCAAGCAAGUCUCUUCUGGAUGGUAACGAGGAGAAAGCAAUUGUUUUGUACAAGCCAGAUGCAAACUCACUGGAGCCCAAUGGACACAUGGUGUCAGAGGAGAACUCAAAAGCUCAACUUCUUAAAGUACUUGAGACACGCAAAACUAUGCUGCAAAAGGAGCAAGGAAUGGCUUUUGCUCGAGCUGUUGCUGCUGGUUUUGACAUUGAUCGGAUGCCACCAUUGAUAUCGUUUGCAAACAGCUUUGGAGCCUCUCGGUUGAUGGAUGCAUGCUUAAAAUUCAAAGAACUAUGGAAAAGAAAGCAUGAAAGUGGCCAAUGGCUUGAAAUUGAAGCAGCAGAAGCGCUGUCCAGCCGGCCAGACUUUUCCCCUUCUGUGAAUACGUCAGGCAUUAUACUUACAAGUUUGACUGACAAACAGACAGAAUCUAGAGAAACAUGGUCUGAAUCUCCAAACGAACCAUCUUCAACAAAUAAGGGGAAUGCAAUUACAGAUGGUAAUGCACCUAUGAUGUACCAGUCACCGCCAGGCCACCAAGAGUAUCUUCAAGGACAGUAUCCUCAUCAUAUGUACCCUCCCUGGCCCAUCAAUUCUCCUCCAGGUGCAUUACCUGUCUUUCAAGGAUACCCCAUGCAAGGAAUGCCUUACUAUCAGAACUAUGCAGGCGGCAGCCCUUACUUUCAUCCACAUUAUCCAGUAACGGAGGAUCCUCGUUUGGGUGAUGGUAGAAGAAUGGGAGGCAAAAGGCACUCCAUGGAUGGUGGAGAUAACUCAACUGAACCAGAAACCUGGGAGACAAAUGCUUCAAAGGCAAGAGUACCUGAUGAUGCUGAAUCAGAGGAAGAGGCGUCAGAAGAUCAGAGAAAAUCUGGUUACUCAGGUAAAAAGAAAUCAGGUGUGGUUGUCAUCCGCAACAUCAACUACAUUGCUUCGAAGCGGCACAACUCAUCAGGCAGUGAAACAGAUUCACCUUCCGAGAGUGGUAGUGGGGAAGAUAGAGAUUUGCAGGCUAUUAGUCCAGAAAUUAAACACAAGAAAUCCACUAGAUCAUCAAGAAGCAAAGGAAAACAUCUAAAUUUUGGAGAUCAAUCAAAUACUCCAGCGAAAACUGUUUCACCAGAAGCAGAUGGACAUUGGCAGGCAUUCCAAAGCCUUUUACUUCGAGAUGCUGAUGCAGAAAAACAUCAUGCUGAUCAAAGCCUGUUUACUAUGGAGCGUGAGACCAAGCAGAAAAGGCGACAAAAUAAAGUUGGUGAUGAUCCACUAAUUGCUCAGGGAUCAAACAGAGAUGAAAUCCAAGAAAAUGGUGCUACAGACAUUGAUAGAAUUGGUGGUAGAAUCAACCGUGUGUCAAGGGCAUCAAAUGAUGAAUUAUUAACUUCUCGAAGAGAUGGUAUAUCUGGGGAUGGUCAUUUGAAUGUGCAGGCUAGAGAACUAGAUGGAGGAAGAAAUGGCUACAGGAGGCCUGGUAGUGAUGAUUUUAUGGUUUAUGGUCAAAAGGGUCAAACUCUCUCUAACGCCCACUCAGAUCCAUUAGCUGUAAGCGGCUUGGAUAUUAGAAAAACAAGCUAUGAUAAAAAAAAUUCAAAUAAUUUGGAUGGUGAUUCUUACAUAGUUCCAUUAAGAUCGAUGUCAAUGGAUGCAGUUGGAAAGGAUGGUAGAACUGCUGUUGACAUGGAUUCUGAGUUUCCAUCUUCAAAUCAUAAGGCAGAAAAUUUGUCCAAUAGAAUUGCUACCUACGAGCCAGAUGUACUGAAUCUGAUGCCAAAACGUGAAACAGAAAAUGAACCUGCUGGUUAUGAUCCUGCUUUAGAAUAUGAAAUGCAGGUUAAUGCUGGACGCAUGCCAGCAGUGGCUAAGAAGAAGGAAGUGGUAACUGAUGUUAAAAAAGGAGUUAAAAGGUUGGACAAUGAUCGUAAGCCAAAAAUCACUCCAGAUAGGAAAGCUGGGGGGCCAAUAAGGAAGGGAAAACCUUCUAAGUUGAGUCCUCUAGAUGAAGCACGAGCACGUGCUGAAAAGCUAAGAACUUAUAAAGCUGAUCUCCAGAAAUUGAAGAAGGAGAAGGAGGAGGAAGCAAUAAAAAGAAUAGAAGCUUUGAAGCUAGAGAGGCAGAAGAGAAUUGCAGCAAGGGGUAACAAUAGCAACUCCGCUCAGUCGUCAUUGCCCUCUCAGCAAACUAGAAAGCUCCUGCCAACAAAAAUGUCACCCAACUCUCAGAAAGGAUCAAAAUUUAGUGAUUCAGAUCCAGGACCAUCAUCUCCUCUGCAAAGGUUCCCCAUCAGAACGCCUUCAAUUGGUUCCAACGAUUCCAACAAAACUACAAAACCCAGCAGAUUGAACGGUGGAAAUCACUCAGCUGGAAACCGGUUAAUUCAAUCUGUACCUUCAUUAACUAAACUAAAGAAAGAGAACAGUGAUGCCACAAAUGACAAAAAAGUAUCCAUGGCUCGUAUCAGAAGAUUAUCAGAGCCAAAAAUGAGUAUCAGCAAUCAUUCUUCUUCUACCAAGACACGAAGCACUGAGCCAGCUAUAAAGGCAAAAGUAACUAAUGAGACUGAGAGCAAAAAGAAGAUAUCUGCUAUAAUGAAUUUGGAUAAGAGCAAGGCUGCAACUCUUCCGGAACUUAAAAUUAGGACGACCAAGGGACCUGGUGCUACAAUUGGCAACUCAAUAGCACAAGAAACAAUGCAGAGUGUGAAUCAUCCAUCAGUUUCUGAGGGUGCUUGUGCUUCCAUGGAAAGGAUUACUGCCAAAGUCACACAUCAUAAUGAACUGGAUGACAACUCUGUUGUUGAAAAGACCGUUGUAAUGCUUGAAUGUGAGAAGCCCUCCAUCCCUACAGUUCCUGCUUCUAAAGACAAUCUUAAUCCCCAAAUUAAAGUGUCCGGUGUCAAUAGGGAACCCAUCAAGCACCAACCACAGAGUCAGUUGAGUUCUCAUGAGGUGACAGCGGAUGGUGCAUCAGAUCAGGACGUACAAAAAUUUUCAUCUCCCAGUACAACUGAAAAAUCAUAUAAAGCUCCACACGUUCGUGUUUCUUCUUUUGAAGAUCCUUGCACACGCGUUUCAGAGUACGGAAAGGCAAUCCCAUCAGAUUUGGAGAGUGCAGCAAAAGUCUCUGGAACGACAAAAGCUUAUGUUCCUGAUUAUGGAGACGCACAAUUGGAAAAGAUUCCUGAAGCACUGGAGAAGUCUGAGGUAAAAAAAUCAUCAAAAGGACUUAGACUGCUACUGAAGUUUGGAAGGAAGAAUCAAAGCCCAACCACAGACGAGCAUAAUGAUGAAUCAGAUAAUAUCAGCGGAAAUGAUUCUGAAGCCAAUGAUGUUGGGACUAAUACCACUUCUCACAAUGAAGUUCCUACACUGAAAAAUCUGAUAUCUCAAGACGAAACCCCCACCGCUAGCAAAACUCAAAAGUCCUCUCGCGCAUUUUCCCUGCUAUCACCUUUCCGAAGUAAGAACAGUGAAAAGAGAAAUGCUUAAUGUGGGUUUUGUGGUUCCAUUAAAUACGUGAAGUUGAGGAACAUCAAGUUCAAGCUUGUCAUUUGGCAGCGCAAGUGUGCUUGGGUUACGAAGGAUACAACGGGUUUGUUAUUUAUUCUUUCAUUACUGUGGCUUAUAAAAUAUCUUCAGUAACGUUAUCUGAAACGUGGUCCUUGUAUAUUUUACAUGUUUUUCCAGUAAUGAACUUCCAUGUAGUAAUAUCCAUUAUGGCUUAUUAAAUGAAAGCCAGUUUCAAAUUAGGCAAAAUUUUGAUCUACUGUUCAGCUGGUUGCAGCCUCCACAAACUGAAAAAAAGGCCGUGUGUCAUACUACUCAAGGAAUUGAGGAACAUCACUUGGAAAAUAUCAAAUACCUUGGUAAUGUUUCCUUUAUUGUCUAAAUGAUUGUAAGAGGAGAGACUGGAGAGUGGAGACCAUGUUAUUCUCGAAUGUGCUCACUCAAUCACCGAACAGGGACGGGCAUCAAGUCUGAAACAGGUACUUAUGUUAUGAAUUUGAUAAUCAGUCAUCAAUUCAUCAUUAUGGAUUCUGCAGCCUUACUUACAGUUGCUAGCUUUUCAAUGACCCUUGAUGGAGGAACUGGGUGGAUCUGUUCCACCCAUUAUCCUCAUUCCUGCCCUAAAUUAUAUCCUCUUAAAGUGGAUUCAAUACAUGAGAAUAUCCAUUCUAAAGUAGAUUUUAUAGAAUAACUUUAUUUUAGCUCUCAUAUCCACGUCUUUGUCAUUUUAGAAAGGAGAUGAUCAUUUAUGUUACUGAUAUGAUACGAAACUUACCCUAACAAUAAGCUAACAAUGAGCUUAAACUUUUUUUGGUUAA